This is a messenger RNA of Hemicordylus capensis (graceful crag lizard), 1987 nucleotides long. RefSeq names its product transmembrane immune signaling adaptor TYROBP (gene TYROBP). The coding region runs from base 16 to 483 and encodes 155 amino acids. Gene Ontology annotation, molecular function: signaling receptor binding. The record is from RefSeq and is a predicted model, not a curated record. Gene Ontology annotation, cellular component: cell surface. The transcript has 6 exons. Gene Ontology annotation, biological process: positive regulation of microglial cell mediated cytotoxicity; positive regulation of natural killer cell activation; negative regulation of transforming growth factor beta1 production. NCBI's taxonomy places the organism in Eukaryota, Metazoa, Chordata, Lepidosauria, Squamata, Cordylidae.
GGAAAUGGAUCCCAAAUGGAUCCCAAAGUCAGAUACCACUGCUGUCCCUGGGGUCCCGGCUUCCACUUCUUUGGGAAAUCACAUCAUCUCCAGGAAAGAGACUUCAGUGUCAGCAACAUCCCCAACUUGGGAGUCUUCGCCAUGGGCCAAAGAGCAUUCCCAGUCCUCCACUUUCUCCUGGGCUUGGCUUGGACACAGAUGGGAGCUGCCCAAGAUUCCACUGGCCAAGUACAGAAAGACUGUAGCCAGUGCUACCAGCUCAAUGCAGGCACCAUUGCAGGCGUGGUGAUCGGGGACUUGCUGCUGACCUUGCUCAUCGCAUUGGCUGUCUACUACAUGGCCAGCUGCAUCUAUCAGCGCCAGAAUGCCAGCAGUGGUGGUGGGAGUAGCACGAAAGCAGAACUUGAAUCACCAUACCAGGAACUUCAAGGAGCCAGAAUGGAUAUUUACAGCGACUUGAAGAGACCAGGACUCAAUUACUAAUAGUCUCCUUUCUCCAGGCUGCUCUUAGGAGCUUUACACAAGAAGCACCUACAUAGAAGAUGUCUGUGCAGGGUUCUUUUCAAUGGACCUCUUCAGAAACUGUACUUCGGGGCAGGCUUUAAUUGUGAACUUACAUCUGAUUCUUUUGGGAAUAAUUGCCACGGAGAUCCUAGUGCUCUUCCGCAUCUGGCCCAUUUUUGGGUGAUUUCACACACCACCAUCAUCACCACAUGGUUAUCGCUGCUGAUGGUUGCCAGUGCAAAGCUCUCAGAAGAACAUGGAAACCCAGAGCUCUCCAGUCGGGGAACUUGCUAUUCAAGAGCACAGGCUCUGGUUGAUGGCCAGUUUUGUCCUACAACCCAGCUUGUGUUGUGUUGUGCCCAAGAUUGGACUUGAACUCAUAUGCCAAAGAAGAAUGUAGUAAUAGCAGCUUACCUCCCAAAAGAAAUAGCAGCUUUGGGAAGGGGCAGCACUUUUGUCAAGCCAGGGACAAAAGCCAGGGGUGAGAGAGGGAAAGCUUGAGGAGUAACUCCUCACUUAAUUUUAUUUGCAGGGGGUGGGUGUGUAGAUGCUUUGUGCAGGGAGAAAGAUAUGUUUUAGGGAUUGACAGUAUGGGUUUUGGGGGGAGUUCAAUAAAACAAGAAGGAAACUUGUUUUCAUGGAUAGAAUCGGCACCUAUGGGCAGGGGUGGCCCAAGAUUUUGGGGCAGCUGAUUCAAGGCACCAAAUGCUGCCUUGUCCCAAGACCCUGGUGGGGGCCAGCUUCCUUUCAAAAUGGACCUUUUGCAAGCCUUGGAAAUGGCACAAGGGGUGGGGGAGAGGGAAGAUGGCCGACAGCCUCCUCUUCCCUCCAUGUGCUCCUUGCAAGGCGUGUGAAGAGAGGCUCUCCCUGCAAAGGUUGCAAGUGUUGAAUUGGUCCCAAAUAGCUGCUCCUACGGCAGCCACGGGGGUCAUCUUGCCACCCUGCUGCUGUCCCAAUAAUCUACCACCUGAGGCAACUGCCUGGCCUGGCCUCCCGAAAGGGCUGCCCCUGCCUAUGGGGAAAGGUUGACCCCUCCUCCCCUCAUGCCAGUCCUGCAUCCUAAUCCUGCUCUCUCUCCUCGCCAAAGUUGCUAUAGAUGAUGUAGAAAAAUAAAUAUGCAGGACCAAGUGCAAUAUAUCUUACUGUGAUGCAUCUUCAUGUAAUGUGUAGUUUGGUCCGCCGCUCUCAUUUUUUUCCCCAAAUAAUUUCUCCCCCCCCCCCCCCAGAUCUCUAUGGCACACAGGCUUCCCAGACGUUCUCCUGCACAGAUCCCAGGGCAAUUAAUAGCAGCUGCACAGGAGAACAGAUGUGCUCUCCUGUGGCUCCCACUCAUUUCUAUGGGGUCUGUGCUUCAUUUCAGUGGAGACUUCCUACAAACUGAUGCCUUUACUUUAGAGUUUGGUGGCUGACGCUUAUGGGGUGGAGGUCAGCUUGUGUUUUGCUUUAUAUUUGUGAUUGUCUCCACAUAAAUCUGUUUUGCUUA